Molecule: messenger RNA, 6345 nt
Organism: Pelobates fuscus (common spadefoot toad)
Lineage: Eukaryota; Metazoa; Chordata; Amphibia; Anura; Pelobatidae
Gene: CHD4
Product: chromodomain helicase DNA binding protein 4
Exons: 40
Coding region: 231-5849 (1872 amino acids)
Biological process (GO): chromatin remodeling; negative regulation of transcription by RNA polymerase II
Cellular component (GO): nucleus; chromatin
Molecular function (GO): ATP hydrolysis activity; chromatin binding; DNA binding
Source: RefSeq, a predicted model, not a curated record
CCCAGGGAAGGGGCGGAGUCUCCACCAUCACUGCCGGUGUCCAGGAGCGGGAGGAUCCACCGCGCGAGACCGAGGGAGCCAGCGAGCCGUGAACUGUCCGCGCGACCCAGGGACCUACCGUGCGAGAGUUGGACGGAUCCCGGUCAGUCCCUCUCCCUGGCACUACGCACUGAUCAUUGGAGUCCUCUUUCCUGUGCUUGUCACUACCCUGUGCCACUUGAUUUCUUAAUAUGGCUUCCUCGCCAGGCAGCGAAGGAGAAAUUGAAGUAAUGCUGAACAGCAGCCUCCACCAAGAUGAUGAUGAUCUGGAUGAUGAUCUCUCAGAGGUGGAAACUCCCAAAAUAAAGAAAAAGAAGAAACCCAAAAAAACAAAAGAAUCUAAGACCCCCAAAGGAAAGAGACAAAAAAAGGAAGUGGAUGAUAGCUCAGGGGAAGCCAAUGAUUUUGGUGAAGAUGAUGGAGGACCUGUUCGUUCAGAUAGUGAAGGCAGUGAUUACACCCCUGGCAAGAAGAAGAAGAAGAAGCUGGGACAGAAGAAGGAAAAGAAAACCAAGGUGAAGCGAGAGGAAGAAGAUGAUGAGGAUGACGACUCCAAGGAACCCAAAUCUUCUGGUCAGCUUCUAGAAGAUUGGGGUAUGGAAGAUAUCGACCAUGUGUUCACGGAGGACGAUUAUCGUACACUGACCAACUACAAGGCUUUCAGUCAGUUUGUCAGACCUCUCAUUGCAGCCAAGAAUCCAAAGAUUGCAGUCUCCAAGAUGAUGAUGGUCUUAGGAGCUAAAUGGAGAGAAUUCAGUACCAAUAACCCCCUGAAGGGCAUCUCAGGAGCUUCUGUGGCAGCAGCUGCGGCUGCAGCUGUGGCGGUAGUAGAAAGUAUGGUGGCAACGAAUGAAGUAGUUGCACCCCCCCCUCCACCACCUCCUGAAGUUCCCCUUCGUAAAGCAAAGACUAAGGAAGGCAAAGGGCCCAAUGCCAGGAAAAAACCAAAGACUGUCAAACCAGCAGAAGUGAAGAAACCAAAAGCCAAGAAAGUGGCUCCACUAAAAAUUAAGCUCGGUGGUUUUGGUUCAAAACGCAAACGUUCUUCGAGUGAAGAGGAUGAUCUUGAAGUGGAGUCUGAUUAUGAUGAAGGCAGCAUGAACAGCCUGUCUGUAUCUGAUGGGUCCACCAGUAAAAGCAGCCGUAGCCGAAAGAGACUAAGAGCCAGCAAGAAGAAGAAGAAAGGUGAGGAGGAAACACAAGGAGGAGGCGGGGAUGGAUAUGAAACAGAUCAUCAAGACUACUGUGAGGUGUGCCAACAGGGUGGAGAGAUCAUCUUAUGUGAUACCUGCCCUCGUGCUUAUCAUAUGGUUUGUCUGGAUCCUGACAUGGACAAGGCUCCAGAGGGCAAAUGGAGUUGCCCACACUGUGAGAAAGAGGGAGUUCAAUGGGAAGCAAAGGAGGAUAAUUCAGAAUGUGAUGAAGAUUUGGAUGAUGGUGGAGGAGAUCCAGAGGAGGAAGAUCACCACAUGGAGUUCUGUCGUGUUUGUAAGGAUGGUGGGGAGCUGCUUUGUUGUGACACCUGCCCCUCCUCCUACCACAUCCAUUGUCUCAACCCACCUUUGCCAGAGAUACCCAAUGGAGAAUGGCUGUGCCCGCGUUGCACUUGUCCUUCUUUGAAGGGUAAAAUCCAAAAAAUAUUGAUUUGGAAAUGGGGGCAACCUCCUCCCCCUACUCCUGUUCCACGACCAGCUAGUUUGGAUCCUGAUACUCCUUCCCCAAAACCUUUAGAGGGUCGUCAAGAGCGAGAAUUCUUUGUCAAAUGGCAAGGAAUGUCCUAUCUACACUGUUCCUGGGUGACAGAACUCCAGCUUGAGCUGCACUGCCAGGUUAUGUUUCGUAACUACCAGAGGAAGAAUGAUAUGGAUGAGCCACCCGCUGGUGAUUAUGGUGUAGAUGAAGAAGAAAAGAGCCGUAAAAGGAAAAACAAAGAUCCUAAAUAUCUGGAGAUGGAAGAAAAAUUUUAUCGUUAUGGAAUCAAGCCAGAGUGGAUGAUGAUUCACCGUGUAUUAAAUCAUAGUAUUGAUAAGAAGGGUAAUGUUCAUUAUCUGAUCAAGUGGAGGGACCUGGCAUAUGACCAGGCAUCCUGGGAGCUAGAAGAUGCUGAUGUUCAGGAUUUUGAUAUGUACAAACAAGGCUACUGGAAUCACAGAGAGCUAAUGUGUGGGGAUGAAGGACGUCCUGGAAAGAAGAUAAAGAAAAUGAAACAUCGCAAACUGGAACGUCCCCCUGACACACCUACUGUUGAUCCCACAGUGAAGUAUGAUCGUCAGCCAGAGUACUUGGACAUUACAGGAGGCACUCUUCACCCUUAUCAGCUGGAAGGUCUCAAUUGGCUGCGCUUCUCUUGGGCACAAGGCACAGAUACUAUCCUGGCUGAUGAGAUGGGUUUAGGCAAAACUGUUCAGACCGCAGUGUUUCUGUAUUCCUUAUAUAAAGAGGGUCAUUCAAAGGGUCCAUUCCUGGUUAGUGCUCCACUCUCCACAAUUAUUAAUUGGGAGCGUGAAUUUGAAAUGUGGGCCCCCGAUAUGUACGUGGUCACAUACGUUGGUGACAAAGACAGCCGUGCAGUCAUCAGAGAAAAUGAGUUCUCAUUUGAAGACAACGCCAUCCGGGGUGGAAAGAAAGCUUCUCGUAUGAAGAAAGAAGCAUCUGUGAAGUUCCAUGUCCUCCUUACAUCGUACGAAUUGAUCACCAUUGACAUGGCUGUACUUGGAUCUAUAGACUGGGCCUGCCUGGUGGUUGAUGAAGCUCAUCGUCUAAAGAAUAAUCAGUCCAAGUUUUUCAGGGUUCUGAAUGGAUACACACUGCAACACAAGCUUCUUCUCACAGGAACCCCACUGCAGAACAACCUGGAGGAACUGUUUCACCUGCUCAAUUUCCUCACACCAGAGAGAUUUAACAACCUUGAGGGUUUCCUGGAGGAGUUUGCAGAUAUUGCUAAGGAAGAUCAGAUUAAGAAGCUUCAUGAUAUGCUGGGACCUCACAUGUUAAGAAGGCUGAAAGCUGAUGUUUUCAAAAAUAUGCCAUCAAAGACAGAGUUAAUCGUGCGUGUGGAGCUUAGUCCUAUGCAGAAAAAAUAUUACAAGUUCAUACUCACCAGAAACUUUGAGGCUCUUAAUACCCGUGGAGGUGGCAACCAGGUGUCUCUGCUCAAUGUGGUGAUGGACCUAAAGAAAUGCUGCAAUCAUCCUUACCUCUUUCCUGUAGCUGCUAUGGAAGCACCGAAGAUGCCCAAUGGGAUGUAUGAUGGUGGUGCCCUCAUCAAGGGAGCUGGAAAGCUAUUGCUUCUGCAGAAGAUGCUACGUAAGCUAAAGGAUGAUGGACACAGGGUGCUGAUCUUCUCUCAGAUGACAAAGAUGCUGGAUCUGUUAGAAGACUUUCUCGAACAUGAGGGCUAUAAGUAUGAACGAAUAGAUGGAGGUAUCACCGGAAACAUGCGUCAGGAGGCUAUUGAUCGCUUUAAUGCACCUGGAGCCCAGCAGUUUUGUUUCCUGCUGUCCACGCGUGCUGGAGGCCUGGGUAUUAAUCUUGCCACUGCAGACACUGUGAUUAUUUAUGAUUCUGACUGGAACCCUCAUAAUGACAUCCAGGCUUUUAGCAGAGCUCAUCGUAUUGGGCAAAACAAGAAAGUGAUGAUCUAUCGAUUUGUGACGCGUGCGUCUGUGGAGGAGAGGAUUACUCAAGUGGCAAAGAAGAAAAUGAUGCUCACUCAUUUGGUUGUGCGACCUGGUCUUGGCUCUAAGACUGGCUCUAUGUCCAAGCAGGAACUGGAUGAUAUUCUUAAAUUUGGUACAGAGGAACUUUUCAAGGAUGAGAUGGAGGGUGAGAUCAAGGAAGGCGAAGAUGGUAGUGUCAUCCAUUACGAUGACAAGGCUAUAGCUCGUCUGCUGGACAGAAACCAGGAUGAGAUUGAAGACACAGAGAUUCAAGGAAUGAAUGAGUAUCUGAGCUCCUUCAAAGUGGCCCAGUAUGUGGUCCGAGAAGAGGAGAUGGCAGAUGAAGAGGAGGUGGUCCGUGAAAUCAUUAAGCAGGAAGAGAGUGUGGACCCUGAUUACUGGGAGAAGCUUCUAAGGCACCAUUAUGAGCAGCAGCAAGAAGACCUUGCACGAAAUUUAGGCAAAGGCAAAAGAAUACGCAAACAGGUCAACUACAAUGAUGGCAGCCAGGAAGAUCGAGAUUGGCAGGAUGAUCAGUCUGAUAACCAAUCUGAUUACUCAGUGGCUUCGGAAGAAGGAGAUGAAGAUUUUGAUGAAAGAUCAGAAGCAGCACGUCGGCCCAACAGGAAAGGUUUGCGGAAUGACAAGGACAAGCCUCUACCUCCACUUCUGGCACGUGUGGGCGGCAAUAUUGAGGUUUUGGGCUUUAAUGCUAGACAGAGGAAAGCCUUCCUGAAUGCAAUCAUGCGUUAUGGAAUGCCCCCUCAGGAUGCCUUCACUACUCAGUGGCUUGUACGUGACCUUCGUGGCAAGUCAGAGAAGGAAUUCAAGGCUUAUGUGUCCCUAUUUAUGCGCCAUCUCUGCGAGCCAGGGGCUGAUGGAGCAGAGACCUUUGCUGAUGGUGUUCCCAGAGAAGGUCUGUCUCGCCAGCAUGUCUUAACCAGGAUUGGUGUAAUGUCUCUCAUACGUAAGAAGGUGCAAGAGUUUGAACAUGUGAAUGGGCGCUGGAGCAUGCCUGAGCUUGCUGAGGCAGAGGAGAAUAAAAAGCCAAUUCAGAUCGACUCUCCCUCCCCCAAAACACCAACUCCGUCUACCCCUGGAGACACACAGCCUAAUACACCAGCUCCAGUUGCAACAAAUGAGGAAGCACCGAAGAGCGAAGAAGUAGUGCCCAAGGAGGAAAGUACAGAGAAUGAUGUUAAGCCCCCUGAAGAGCGUAAUGAGGCAACUCCUCCUGUGACAGAGUCCCAGUCCCCCGUGGUGCCAACCGAAGAAAAGCCAGAGGAACCAGAGAACAAGGAGAAGCCCCCAACUUCUGAGCCUAUGGAGACUGAUCAGAAAGUUGAGAAAGUGGAACCAGAAAAAGUUGAUGAAGUAAUCACUUUAGAUGACAAGAAAGAUGAUGUGCAGGAAGUAGCUUUACAGAAUGGAGAGACUCCAAAAGAACCAACUGAGGAGAAAAUAAAGAGGGCAUCUGCAAUGGCUUCCAAACAGAGGUUCAUGUUUAACAUUGCGGACGGCGGUUUUACUGAGCUCCACUCCUUAUGGCAGAAUGAAGAGCGAGCUGCAACUGUUACCAAGAAGACUUAUGAAAUCUGGCACCGCAGACAUGACUACUGGCUCCUGUCUGGAAUCAUAAAUCAUGGAUAUGCACGUUGGCAAGACAUCCAGAAUGAUGUACGCUAUGCCAUACUCAAUGAACCCUUCAAGGGAGAGGUGAACAGAGGGAACUUUCUAGAAAUCAAGAACAAGUUCCUGGCUCGACGAUUUAAACUUUUGGAACAAGCACUUGUAAUAGAAGAACAGCUAAGACGAGCUGCAUACCUAAAUAUGUCUGAGGAUCCCUCCCACCCCUCCAUGGCACUGAACACCAGGUUUGCCGAAGUGGAAUGCUUGGCUGAAAGUCACCAGCAUCUCUCUAAAGAGUCCAUGGCAGGGAACAAACCAGCAAAUGCUGUUCUGCACAAAGUGUUGAAGCAAUUGGAAGAACUGCUGAGUGACAUGAAAGCAGACGUUACCAGACUCCCAGCCACCAUUGCCAGAAUUCCCCCAGUGGCUGUGCGGCUACAGAUGUCAGAGAGGAACAUCCUAAGCAGAUUAGCCAGCAGAGGAGGAGAACCACAGCCCCAGCCGCAGAUUGCUCAGCAAUAACAAGCCCCUCCUCUGGUCAGGAGGUCAGAGCGUCCACCCCCACCCCCGAAACAUUCCCAACUAGAAGCAGAGACCUGCGUAUGGCCACAGGACAUGCUACCAGAUCUACAUCCAGGGAAAAAACUCAGCAGAGCUGAACACCACCCCGGAACCAUGAGUGAGUGGUCCCAGUCACAGAGGAAUCCUGGACUUAAAUGGCCUCACUGUGACAGAUCACAUGGUGCUGCUACUGCUUCAUAAAAGGGGUUCACCCCUCACUUGGGGUUUAGGGCCACUUACCCCAAAGGCCAGAAACUUACCCUUUGUGCAGGAGCAAAUUGUAUCCUGAAUUCAGAAGGAAAUACUUUUGUUUUUGUCUUUUAAUUUUAUUUGCUCAAGUCCCCUCAAACUGCCUGAGUGGGGCAGGAGGGAUGUCAUCCAGGACAGACACCCUACCUCCAUCCUUUUUAAUACAGAACGCGUUGUCGUAUAAUAAAACACAAAAUACUAUUCUGAA